AGGUUGGGCCACUAGUGUUCCAGGACAGCCUGGGCUGCAUAGUGUGACACCUCGAAGAAGAGAGACAAAGCAAGUCAGAUGCAUGGUGAAGCUUUCGACAACAGUGAAAAUAAAUGUGGGUUGUUCUUGGCUUGUUCAGUGUGGAUUGUUCAAAAGGAGCAUGAAUAGAAGAAGCAAUGAGAGGAACGUACAUGGGGCUAGCUAAGGCAGGAAAGUUAGGGUUACUUCAAUGUUGUGAUGUCAUUCCUACCAUGGAAUAGUUACGUAUGUGACGCGAUUGUUUUGUUUAUUCUAUAGUGCUGAGCGUGGAUCCCAGGGUCCAUGAAUGCUAGGAUAGCACUCCUCCCAGUGUGCCGUUCCCAGCCCUCAACCUGAUUGCUUAAGUCACGCACACCAAGUGCGAAAUAUACAUAAUUGUCACAAAAACUUAAGAUAUUAUGGAAGGCAGGCCUGCAGGUAAGAUGAGCACUGCCACAUCUAGCUUUCUACCAGUCCUGGAGGUCCAUUCAGGUCCUCAUGCUUGCGCAGUAUACACCAAUGACUGAGUCACCCCUCCCCGCCCCCAACACCAGUUGGUAUUUUUAGUUUAUUUUCAUCUGUCUGUUUUAAUCUUAUACAUGCCUGUCCCAUGCUACCCUAGAAUGUAGCGAAAAAUGACCUUGAAUUUCUGAUCUUUUGCCCCCACCUCUAGAGUACUGGGGUUAUUACCAGCUUACACCACCAUAGACUGUUUCUCUGUGGUAUUGGGAUAAUACAUUACCAGACCCCCGUCUUACUAUACAUUUAAAAUAAAGAUUUCGCAGUGGACUUUUCCCUAGUCAGUCAUCAAGGAGCCUUACUUUCCUCAAAAGCUCCCCGCUGAGUGCUGAGUUUCAGGUAGGCCACACAUUUCAUUUUCUCUCCCUCAGUGGUAGAAUAGAUAGGCUGUGCAGGUGCCUUGCUUGGCGUCCCUCAUUACCCGCUGGAUACUGUCAAGCUGUAAAUAUUAGAGGAGAGAUCCUUGGAGGGACUCGAAGACUCAGAGACAUGAUGUGAGCUGAGCAAGUUCUCGCCAGAGGGCUGCAGUUCUCUUGGCUGCUGAGCAGGAAGUGGCAGCCUGUUCCUUGGCACGCUGCUCCAAGGGAGGUUCCUCUGUGCCUGGCUUGUGUUUGCCCAGUGUGUGUUCUGUAUUACACUGCCACACCUCUCUGGCCUAAAAGAACAUUCUAUCUCUGGUCAUAAAGGAAAUAUUGACUUAAGGAAGGGACAGUAGCCACAGUCGAAAACCUGUAGGAGCAGGAGCUGGAGGGGAAGUGGAUGAGGAGGUUGCUUUGCUCUUCUGCUGGUGCCAGUUAUAGGAGGCGCUAUUGAGAAGUGGGAGACUACCUCAGAUGUGACACUGGGGCAUGUAAAAGGUGAUGGAAUAAUCAUGUUUUUAACAAGGGUCAUUGGUGUUUGGGAGAGGACCCGUUCUAGAAGGUUAGCAGGAAUAGUUCCUAUAUCAAGGCUUCACUAAGCACCAUGUUCUGAGAGGAUACAAACAGGCUCCAGUAUCUGGGGAAAUAGACUUAAGGCAGAUGCAACAGUGCGUGUUGAGAGCCAGGCAGGUAGCAGGGCCAUUAGGUCAUCCAGUAUAAGUCAAGUCAACAAAUUAACCCCCACCCCACCCCUUGACAAGAUCUCUCUCCAUAGCCCUGGCUAUCCUAAAGCUCACUAUGUAGACCAGUCUGGCCUCAGCUGAUACUGGAUGCUAGAAUUGAAGGUGUAUGCCACCAUGCCUAGCAAUUUAAUAUUUUUUUGCUUUUGGUUUUUGAAGUAAAAGAGGUUUAAAGAGUGGAAGGAAACUAUUGAGUGAUUUUAAAAAAGAUUGUGUGGUUGUAAGAUAGUGGAUAGGAGAGGUGACAAGACUAGAGGCAGAGGUCCUCCCAGGAAGAUUGGUAAUGAUGUUGAUUACAGGAAAUAUUGGGUUCUUUUAGCAUCAGGUUAUAAGAAAAAUGUUUCAUCCAGGCAUGGUGGCAUACAUUCAGGGGUCAGAAGCAGGUGAAUCUCUGUGAGUUCAAGGACAGCCUGAUAUCAAAGAGAGUUCCAGGACAGUCAGUGCUAUACAGAGAAAUCCUGUUUCAAAAAAUUUUUUGUUUUAAUUUCAUAUGUAUGACAUUUUUAUUUGCUUGCAUGUCUGUGUGCCUUGUACAUAUCUGGUGUCCUCAGAGAUCCAAGAGGGCAUUGGAUUCCCUGGAAUGGAAGUUUACAGAUGGUUGUAAGCUGCCACGUGGGUUCUGGGAAUCAAACCCAGGUUCUCCAGAAAAGCAGCCAGUGCUUUUAACGGCUGAAGCAUCUUUUCAAUCCCUGGUUUUAUUUUUUGAAACCAUUAUUAUUGUAGCCCAGGCUGGCCUCAAACUUACUAUAUAGCCCUAAAUGGCCUCAGACUCUUCGUCCUUCUUCCUUAGCCUCCCCAGUGCUGGGAUCAUAGACCUGUGCCUGUGUAUGCUAGCUAUAUCAGAGACUGGAGGGUAGCUCACUCAGGCAAGUGUUUUCUCUGCAAGCAAAAGGACCCAAGUUUAUAUCAUCAGCACCCACAUAAAAGCCAGGCAAAGCUGCACCUGUAACCCUUGCUGGGGAAGCAGUGACAGAAGGGUCUCUGGGCUGCUGCUCUGCUGGUCUUGGUGAGUUGGUGAGCUCCAGGGUUAGAGGGACCCUAUUUCUAAGAAAGGAGGAGGUAGGUGAAGAGCGUUGGAUGCUCUCCCAGAGUAUUUGGGUUCACUUUCCAGUACUCACAUGGUGGCUCUGAGCCAUCUAGUACCCUCAUCUGGCCUCAGAAAGUACCACUGUAUGCACACGAUACAUAGACAUAUACAUGUUCAGGCAAAAUACCUAUGUACAUAAAAUUAAACCUUAAAAGUGAAAAGCAGUGAAGAAAAAUACUUGGCACUGACACAGACAUGUGUGUGUCCUUGACAGACACAUGCAGAUACUACACACACACAUCAAAAAGAUACAAGAGGGUUAAGUAAAUUGUACCUACUGCCCAGUUUACCUUGCCUUCUAUUUUAUGUGAAAUAAAUGCCCGAUUUUUUACAUGGUGUGCUUGUUUGUUUUGAGAUAGGGUCUCUUGCAUAGCUUUGGCUGUCCUAGAACUCAUUGUAUAGACCAGGAUGGCCUCAACUGACAGAGUUGUCGCCUCUGUCUCUGCCUCCAUAGUGCUGGGACUAAAACUGGACACUACUUACUACGGCUGGUUUUAAUCUAGCUCUGCUUAUUAGUGUUUGUGCAUGGAAAAAGCCUGCAUCGAAUGGUAGCUAUUAAGUAUGUCUGGACAGGGUGGUUAGGAACUUGCUGGCUAGUUUUUAUGUCACCUUGACACAAGCUAGAGUCAUCUGAGAGGAGAGAAUGUCAAAUGCUUACAUAAAAUUAGGCUGUAAGCAAGUUUGUGGGGCAUAUUUUGUUUUCAUUUCCUUUAUUAGUGAUGUGGGAGGGCCCUUCCCAUUGUAAGUCGGUGCUACCUCUGGGUCCUAGAUUGUACAACAGGCUGAGCAAGCCAUAAAGAGAAAGGCAAGAAGCACAAUUCCUCCAUGGCCUGUUUAUCAGCUUCUGCCUCCAGGUUCCUGCCCUGACUUCCUCUAGUUUCCUGGAAGUGUAACCCCUUCUCCCUCAAGUUGUUUUUGGUCAUAGUGUUUCCUAACAGCAAUAAAAACCCAAUUUAGGCAAACAAGCAUAAACUGAGGCAGAGGGAAAGAAGCUAAGCUUGAGCAUUGAAGAAGGAAUAAGCAGAUAAAGUGUGUUGUAAGCAAUAGGAGCCAAGGCAUAGGAACUGGAGAGAGUGUGCUCCAUAUUAGGAGCUACUGGGUUAUUAUCCUCCAGUCAACCCCUGCCCUACCUAUAUCAGACUCUGGAUCAGGUACUGGAUAUAGGACAGCCAUGAACAUAAGCAGUAUGAAGUAGGAAAUAUUAGGAGCAUCCAUCAAUGAUUGAGUCUUUCAAGAGAAGUGAACAUAGGAGUCAGAAAGGGUUUGUUAGAGGUCCCAUCUGAAUUAGAAUUUGAAAGACCAUCCAAUGGGGAAUUUAGGCUCGUGGGUCUGUGUUUUCCUUCCAGACCCAGCAGAUUCAGCACCAGGGAAGUGAUGUCAGCACUCAGCAGUUUGAGAUCUGCUGAUCAGGAUAUCCUGUAAGGGGACUGAAGAGAUGGCUCAGAGAAUUUUUUUCUUUUUUGUGUAUGUAUCUCUGUGUAGUGGGCAUAUAUGUGUAUGCAUGUGCAGGUAUGCAUUGUGGAGACCCAACGUUGACAUCAGGUCUCCUUGAUUGUUAUUUUCACCUUAUAUUGAGACACCGUCAUGAACCCAAAUGAAAUUUCUCACAGUGAUGGCCACAGGCCAACUUGAUCUAGACUGUUUCUCAUUAAGACUUCUUCCCAUGUAAUCCUAGAUUAUGUCACGUUGACAAUUAAAACUGAUCAUUACAGCAUUUUUUUUAAAGAUUUAUUCAUUUAUUAUAUAUAAGUACACUGUAGCUGUCUUCAGAUACACCAGAAGAGGGCAUCAGAUCUCUUUACAGAUGGUUGUGAGCCACCAUGUGGUUGCUGGGAAUUGAACUCAUGAUCUCUGGAAGAACAGUCGGGUGCUCUUAACCGCUGAGCCAUCUCUCUAGCCCAAAAGUAUUUUACCAUUAUCCUGCCCCAUUCUUUUUCCGGAGCUGGGGACCGAGCCCAGGACCUUGCGCUUCCUAGGCAAGCGCUCUACCACUGAGCUAAAUCCCCAACCACAGCAUUUUUUUCACUGCGUUGUAAUUAUAAUAAAAAUGCAGGUGUAGAUCAUCGAGUCAGUUGUCAGCACCACAUUAAUCUUUUAUAUCAACAGUGCUAUUAACCCAGCCUUGAAUUCGGGUAAUGUGUCCAACACAGAAGCAGAUUUAAAAAAUCCAAGUUCUCUCUUAAGUAAGACAGGUGUUCAUUUCAUUUGUUUUGUUUUUUUUUAUUUAGAGACAGGCGCUCAUUCUGAAGCCCCUGCCUCAGACUCUAAAUGCUGACGUUACAGUUGUGCGCCAUUGCACCUUGUUUAUGGAGACUGAACCUAGGGCAAGCCCUGAGCUACAGCCUAGACUUUAACUUCUUUUUAAAAAUAUGCAUAUUUAUUUUUUCUGUGUAUGUGGAUGGGUAAAGUGUGGAAAUCAGAGGACGCCUUUUUUUUUCUUUUUCUUUUUUUUUCUUUUUUUUUUUUUUUUCCACACAGGGUUUCUCUGUGUGUUCCUGGUUGUCCUAGAUUUUACUCUGUAGACCAGGUUGGCCUAGAACCCAGAGAUCCUGCUUGCUGCUGCUUCUGGAGUGUAGGGAUCAGAGGUGUGCACCACCACUGGCCAGCCAGAGGAUCAUUCUCCUGCCAUGUGGGUCCUGGGGAUUGUCAGGCUUGGUGGCCAUCUUGUCAGCCUUUAAUUUCUUUUAAAAUGUCUUCAAGUUUGGUUCCCAGGAUCCUUGUAGAGGUGGAAAGAGAACUUACUCCACGAAGUUUUUCUCUAACUCCUACACAGGCAGAGCCAUGGCACAGCUACACACACAUACAGACUUAAAAAAAACCAAAUUGUUCUUUACAGUGUUGUUUUUUUAAAUAUUUAUUUAUUUAUUUAUUUAUUUAUUUAUUUAUUUAUUUAUUAUGUAUAUAUACAUCAUACAGCUUUCUGCCUGCAUGUAUGUGCCUGCAGGCCAGAAGAGGGCACCAGACCUGAUCAUAGAUGGUUGUGAGCCACCAUGUGGUUGCUGGGAAUUGAACUCAAGACCUCUGGAAGAGCAGUCAGUGCUCUUAACUGCUGAGCCAUCUCUCCAGCCCUACAGUGGUUUUUUUUGUUUGUUUGUUUUUGUUUUUUUGUUUUUUCUUUUCUUUUCUUUUUUUCGGAGCUGGGGACCAAACCUAGGGCCUUGUGCUUGCUAGGCAAGUGCUCUACCACUGAGCCAAAUCCCCAACCCCCCUACAGUGGUUUUUAUUGCAAAAAUCUCCAUUGAUAUUUAAAUGUCCACUGGUAGAUGACUAGAUCAAUUAUUGACCAUAUGAACAGUACAAAACAUGCUAAUAAUGUUUAGUACUUCCCAAGUGCUGGAAUUUCACAGGGAUGUGCCACCACGUGUGCUUUAAUAUAUCUGUGAUCUCUGUGUGUUCGUCUGAGAUAAAGCUGAGGAUGUAAGAGAGGAAAGUCAGGGUUGGGUAUGGAGUCCAGAGUUCCCGCUCAGCAUGUGCAGCGCCCUGUGUUUGAUCCCAGUAUCUCUCCCUUUAAAAAGGUGGGGGUGGAUGGAAGUGCGAUCUGAUCAGAGGGUAUCAGGUCCCCUGGAACUGGAAUUACACAACAGAUAGUUGUGCGGCCAUGUGUGUCCUUAUUCCCCUGUGUAAAAGCAGCAAGUGCUGGAGUUUGUAGAUAGCUGUGAGCUGCCAUGUGAAUGCUGGGACUUGAACCCAGGUCCCCUUGAAGAGCAGUCAGUGCUCUUACUCAGAGCCCUCAGUACCAGAAUUAUUUUGUGUUGUUUUAGUGUGCUAUUAAAAGUCAAAAGGCUCUAAGCAUGGUGGCACACAUCUUUUAUCCCAGUAUUUAGGAGGCAGAGGCAGGUGGAUCUUUGUGUUUGAGGUCAGCCUGGUCUACAUAGUAAACUCCUCCAGAUCAGCCAAUGCCACAGAGUGAGACCCUGUCUCAAAAAAUCAAAACAAAAAACCAACCACAAGUUCAAAGGAGUUCAGGAUUUCCUCUGUCAUACAUAAUAAACCUAGUGGCUCUUUACAGUCUAGAGACUUUUAUUUACUUAUUUUUAUGACAAGGUCUUGUGAUGUUGUAGCCAGUUGUCUUGCCUCCUCCCACAUCUUACCAGAGAGUUUAUUUGUCUAGUGGCUGUCUUCAGUUUUCAUUUGUGUUUACACCUUACUGUGUUGCCAGUGGAUAAGAUGGUCCUGUGGGCAUUGCAGGGAACUCAGGCGACAGGGAAGCAUUGUGGAAAAUAGGUUUGAAAAUGCCAUCUUUCCCCUGGGAGUGUACUUUGCAGAUAGCUAUGCUUUGCUCUUCUCUCUGGUAAGCAUCUUUUUUUCCCCUGUAGGCUGCUUUUAUGCCUUUUGCUUUUGAAAAAGUAUUUCAUUUCAGCAUGGUGGGAAUCAUCUGCAGCCCCAUGUGAAGGCUGGGGUACCUGGGGACUGUGUCCAGCCUUACAGAAUAAAACUGGGUCUUAUCAGCUCUAGUUCCAAGGUUCACUUCCAUUGGUUACUUAGGCUGUCGGGGUUGGGGGCCUUCCUACAGUAACGUGGGAAGACUGCUGUACCCAUUAGCAGUUUAAGAAGCUCAUUUUUCCCAGGUUGCUAAGAUGUCAAAUUCAAACUGUGCUGUGUUAGUAAAGUGUUACCUCCAACAGAGAGGGGAAGGGAUCCUUUUCACAGUUACAGAGCUAUUUGCACUUUAUCUCCUCCUCCCCUCCUCUUUCUCCACUUGGUUUUGCAUAAACACUAAAUUCCCAAAGCAGGAACUCUGAGGUGGCAAGUGGUAAAUAGUCUUGUCACUAGAGGAAGAAAAGGCUUAAAGACCUGCACCUCCUAUCCAGUGUAAUUAGUAAGUUGUAAUUAUUUCUAAUUAUUAUACAUAUACUAUAACACUAGCCCUAAUAGUUAAGUAAUUACUUUGGAGAUAGGGUCUUCCUAUGAAGUCCUGGCUGGCCUGGACCUCACUGUGCAGACCAGUCUGGCCUCAAAUUUGUAGAGAUCUACCUGCUUCUGCCUUCUGAGUAUGGGGAUUAAAGUCCUGCACCACCACACUGAGCAUUAAUUUUUAAUUAUUAUUUGGGGCUGCAGAGAUACCUCAGUGGUUGAGAGCACUUGUUACUUUUCUAGAGGACCCAGAAUUAACUCCCAGCAUCCUACAUGAUGGGUUACAACUAUCUGAAACUCCAGUGCCAAAGAAUCUGACCCCUCUGAUCUCCUCAGGCACCAGCAACACAUAUAGUGCACAUACAUACAUGCAGGCAAAUUUCCAUAAAUAAAAGAUAGAUCUUUAAACAUUUUUAAAUUUUAAGCUACUGUCUUAUGUGUAUGGGUGUUUUGCCAAAUCUUUGUACUAUACACAUGAAGUACCCUCAGAGGCCAGAAGAGUGCAUUAGAUUUCCUGGAACUGGAGUUACAAACAGUUGAGAGCCACCAUGUGAAUGCCGGGAAUUGAACCUGGGUCCUCUGCAGGGUCAGGAAGAGCUCCUAAAUGUUUUUGAGUGUUUCUGAUACUUAAAAAGUUUCAGGCCAGACAUGGUGGCACAUGCCUUUAAUCCCAACAUAGGGAGAAACAGGCAGAUCUCUGUGAGGUCAAGGUCAGCCUAAUCUACAUAGCAAAAUCCAGGACGGCCAGGGCUAUGUAGAGACCCUGUCUCAAAUAAAUAAAAAAUGAAGUUUUAGACUUUCCAAUUAGGGAUACUAAGAUUUUCUAAAUUCUGAAAAAGUGUGAUAGUGUGAUACCUCAAGGAGUUAUAGUCCCAAGUAUUUCCAAAGAAAAUAACAAAAGAUCAAGACCAAGCUGGGCAGAGUGGCAUAUGUCUAUAGUCCCAGCAUUUGAGUCUGAGAUGGAAGAAAGAUCUUGAAUCCAGAAGUUCAAGACCAGCCCGGGCAACAUAGGCCAGAUUUUAAAACAUAAAAACACAACAAAACCAAGACCAAUAAAUGGCCUUCAUGGCCUGAUCACCUUUUGUUUUGAACCAGGAUUCAAUUAUAUAGACAGGCUGAUCUUAAGUUUGCAGUCCCCUACUUCUGCUCCCUGAAUGCUGGUAUUAUAGGUGUGGGUCUUAUGACCUAAUCCCUCCUCCUCUCAUAGGUCCAGUCAUUUCCUCUCUCUUCCUGUUCUCCUCUCCCUCUUCCUUUCUUGCCUUUUAGCCUUUCUCAGACUUUCCCAGCUCUGAGCCAUUCUCACCAGGUUAUCAGUUAUCUGUAGCUUUCAGAGUCAUCUCAUCUCUUUACAGGAAAAAAGUGGUCUUUAGGCUCUUAGGUGCCACCAAAAAUCAGUGUUUUGUCUGUAUUGGUUCAGCCUUUGUGUAUCCUGGAAGCUGUUUGGAGAAAGGCACUUGUGAGGCAGUAACCCUGCUGCCUUGUCAGGGGUAUCUGUCUCUCUAGUCCAUGUCAGGAGACCGCAGGAAGUGAAUAGUACCUCUGUGCCUUCAUAUAGUGGCAACAUUCGUCUAACGGGAAAUUGUGGGAUUGAUAAACUAAGGAGGGACACACAGCAUCAGAACUGGCUCUUUUAAGCUUGUGCAUUUAAUUGUUACAGUUUCUUCAGAGCAACUCACAAGUGGCUUCAUCAAUUAUGGUUUUCUAAGGUUUCUUUUUAAAAGACAACACGGGGGCAGCCACAGAUCAGGUAACCAACAUGUGAUUAACUCCUUAGGCUGCUUCUAUCAGUUCCCAGCUGAGUGCUCUCAGGGUAAUUUCCAUGGCAACCAGAAGCUGAACAACCUGCCUGCCCAGCUCAGCAGUGUCACAUCCAGGAGACUUAAGGACAGCCCUAAGUGGCAGAUGAAGCCUGAGGAGCCUCAUGACAGUCAGAGAUGCCAAUGAUGACCAUCUAUGCCUAGAUCUAUGAAGAGCUGCCAUCGUCCACAGCACAUGAUGUCAGGAAACCACACGCCUUCUGCUAGUGGCCCUUUCUCUGCCCUGACUCCAAGCAUAUGGCCCCAGGAGAUCCUGGCAAAAUCCUCACAGAAGGAAGACUCCUCAGAGCCAGAGAUCUGCUAUGAUGAGUUUGGUUUCCGAGUGGACAAGGAAGGUUCUGAGCCUGGAUGCAGCCAGAUGGCAGGCACACCCCUGGUAGAGGAUCCCCCUCAGAGGCUACGUUGGCAGGCUCACCUGGAGUUUACCCACAACCAUGAUGUUGGGGAUCUCACCUGGGACAAGAUUGCAGUCUCCCUCCCCCGCUCUGAGAAACUCCGUUCCCUAGUGCUGGCUGGCAUCCCGCAUGGCAUGAGGCCACAGUUGUGGAUGCGGCUCUCUGGGGCACUGCAGAAGAAGAAGAACUCUGAGUUGUCCUACCGUGAGAUUGUAAAGAACAGCUCCAAUGAUGAGACCAUCGCUGCCAAACAGAUCGAAAAGGACCUGCUCCGUACCAUGCCCAGCAACGCCUGCUUUGCCAAUGUGAACAGCAUCGGAGUGCCCCGCCUGCGCAGAGUCCUUCGAGCACUGGCCUGGCUCUAUCCAGAGAUUGGCUACUGCCAGGGCACAGGCAUGGUGGCUGCCUGUCUCCUGCUGUUCCUGGAGGAGGAGGACGCCUUCUGGAUGAUGUGUGCCAUUAUUGAGGACCUGCUGCCUGCCUCCUACUUCAGCACCACCCUGCUAGGUGUCCAGACUGACCAGCGGGUCCUGCGCCACCUGAUUGUCCAGUACCUGCCUCGCUUAGACAAGCUGUUGCAGGAGCAUGACAUUGAGCUGUCUCUGAUCACGCUGCACUGGUUCCUCACGGCCUUCGCCAGCGUGGUGCACAUCAGACUGCUGCUGCGCAUCUGGGACCUGUUCUUCUACGAGGGCUCCCUGGUGUUGUUCCAGACUACGCUGGGCAUGCUGCGCCUUAAGGAGGAAGAGCUGAUACAGUCGGAGAACUCAGCGUCCAUCUUCAACACGCUGUCGGACAUCCCUGCCCAGAUGGAUGAUGCAGAGCUGCUGCUGGGGGAGGCCAUGCAGCUGGCUGGCUCCCUCACUGAUGUGGCUGUGGAGACCCAGCGCCGCAAGCAUCUGGCCUACCUCAUUGCAGACCAAGGCCAGACCCUGGGGACGAGCACCACCACCAGCCUCUCUCAGGUUGUACGGCGAAGGACCCAGCGGAGAAAGUCUGGCAUCACCUCCCUGCUCUUUGGAGAGGAUGACCUAGAAGCUCUCAAGGCAAAGAACAUCAAACAAACAGAGCUGGUAGCUGACCUUCGUGAAGCCAUUUUACGUGUGGCACGCCACUUCCAGUGCACAGACCCCAAGAACUGUAGUGUGGAGCUGACGCCAGACUACAGCAUGGAGAGCCACCAGCGGGACCAUGAGAACUAUGUGGCAUGCUUACGCAGCCACCGGCGCCGGGCCAAGGCCCUGCUGGACUUUGAGCGUCAUGACGAUGACGAGCUAGGCUUCCGCAAAAAUGACAUCAUCACGAUCAUUUCUCAGAAGGAUGAGCACUGCUGGGUGGGUGAGCUGAACGGCCUGAGAGGCUGGUUUCCAGCCAAGUUUGUGGAGGUCCUGGAUGAGCGAAGUAAAGAGUACUCCAUUGCGGGGGAUGACUCUGUGACUGAAGGAGUAACAGACCUCGUGCGAGGGACCCUCUGCCCAGCCCUCAAGGCCCUAUUUGAACAUGGAUUGAAGAAGCCAUCCUUGCUUGGGGGUGCUUGCCACCCCUGGCUGUUUAUUGAGGAGGCAGCAGGCCGGGAAGUCGAGAGAGACUUUGAUUCUGUGUACUCCCGCCUGGUGCUCUGUAAGACCUACAGGUUGGAUGAAGACGGCAAAGUCCUGACCCCUGAAGAGCUGCUGUACCGGGCCGUGCAGUCUGUGAAUGUGACCCAUGAUGCAGCACACGCACAGAUGGAUGUCAAACUCCGUUCACUUAUCUGUGUGGGGCUCAAUGAGCAGGUCCUACACCUGUGGCUAGAGGUACUCUGCUCCAGCCUGCCCACCGUGGAGAAGUGGUACCAGCCCUGGUCCUUCCUGCGCAGCCCUGGCUGGGUCCAGAUCAAGUGUGAGCUCCGUGUCCUCUGCUGCUUUGCCUUCAGCCUCUCCCAGGACUGGGAGCUCCCCGCUAAGAGAGAGGAGGAGAAGCAGCCACUGAAGGAGGGUGUUCAGGACAUGCUGGUGAAGCACCAUCUCUUCAGCUGGGACAUAGAUGGAUGAUGCUCCUUCUAGCUGCUCUGUGGCUCCCAGGCCUACCCAUCAUAGACUGCCUGGCAGGCUCCUCCCUUCCAGAGAAAGAAGGCAGAGCCCUGGCCAGCCUCAGGCCUUCCUCCUCAAGCUAGGAGGUUCAGGGAAAGACACCCCAGAGCUUACUCAGGACCCAUGAUCAAUGUCUGGGCCUCCCCUGUUGAGGCUCCCGCAGUUGGCAAAAGCAUAUACUGGUGGCCAGGUCAGCUGCUCUCCUUAAUAUGGUCCUGGGGGUGUCCUGCCAGAGUCCUUAAGGAAGCCCUGGGUGCCAGCCAUAUGGUGUAUGAACCAAAAACCACGUGAAGCAGCAGAAAGCCACACACACCUAUGCUGCUCAGGAAGUGCGUAGGCUAACAGCAGACAAAGGCCCCUCGACCUUUACUGUAAAUAAAUCUUUUUGUGAGA
Messenger RNA from Rattus norvegicus (Norway rat), 12254 nucleotides. The record is from RefSeq and is a predicted model, not a curated record. NCBI's taxonomy places the organism in Eukaryota, Metazoa, Chordata, Mammalia, Rodentia, Muridae.